Messenger RNA from Acytostelium subglobosum LB1, 1524 nucleotides. RefSeq lists its product as hypothetical. The transcript has a single exon. The annotation marks the transcript as partial. The record is from RefSeq and is a predicted model, not a curated record. NCBI's taxonomy places the organism in Eukaryota, Evosea, Eumycetozoa, Acytosteliales, Acytosteliaceae.
CUGCCGCCAUCUCUCACAUCACUCGCAAUUGGCCAUAGAUUUAGCUCCUCGAUUCAUAGACAAGCACUACCUCAAUCAUUGACAUCUCUUAAGCUGGGCCACUCAUUCAACUCAAUGAUCAGCGAAGGAGUGUUACCAAGCUCACUCAUGACCCUGACCCUUGGUGCUUCAUUCAACCAGUUGAUCGAUGUUGGUGUGCUCCCGCCGUCACUCACCAGCUUGACAUUCAAUCAGUCAAGGUUCAACCAUCCACUCAGACCCGGUGUGCUACCUGGAUCACUUGGACAACUCACACUCGCGUACAGCUUUAAUCAAACGAUCACCAGAGACAUGUUACCCAACUCAUUGACAUAUCUAACGGUGCAUGCUCACACCGAUCAGAUAAUUGAGCUGCCCAACUCGUUGACUUUGAUCGAUCUCUCUUCCAUUCACAAAGUACUGGACACUAAUAAUGGGAUGCACACAGUCACCUAUAGUGAGCUCACGAGAUCACAGUUGCCUCUUCCUCAAUCGCUCACAUCACUCAGGAUCCGAGACUUUGGCAACUCCAUCCCACCUGGCUUUAUCCCAGAGUCGCUGUUGGAGUUGUCAUUUGAUCAGGCUCAGCCAGUGUAUCCUGGAAUGUUGCCGCCAACACUCCAGACAUUGACCUUUGGACAUGACUUUGACCAGCGGAUCGAGCCUGGCAUGCUACCGGCCUCUCUGACCGAACUGCGAUUUGGACAUAAGUUCAAAACAAGUCUCGAGCCUGGUGUGCUUCCUCCAUCGAUCACCUCAUUGAAGUUUGGCUAUUACUUCCAUGCUCUUACACAGGACAUUCUCCCAGCUUCACUCAUCUCGUUGGAUUUGCGUGAUUAUUGUGCUGUGUCCUUCCCAAGGAUCACCAACCUCACACUAUUAUCAUUCGAGUCGCUCAAGAAUAUCAAAUGCAUCAAUGGAGUUGGAUCGCUCACAAUUGCAAAGUGCCUCCAUGGGAUGACCAAAGUUGCCGUGCCGGUCAUUGGGUUCAAUCUGGAGACGCUGAGAAUCCACCUCGAUAAAUCAGUAAACACGCCCAGUGAGCUGAAGCGACGUGAACUGUUCAUCAAGAUGGUCAUGGGGAUCAUACCCAAUGUGGUCACAUAUCACUUUAUCAAUGUGGAUUGGAGUGUCCACGUUCGAAGGCCAGCGAGUGAUUCACGUCAUGCGCUAGUAAUCAUACGCACUAUGCCAUUCGACAAACAAACGAUACAAUUCAUCACACUUGAUCAGUCUGGUCCGUUGCCGACACGUUUGGUGGAAGAGAACCAACGGUUGAGGGACGAGUGCGAGCUACAACAGCAUCAAAUUGAAGAGUUAAACAAACAGGUUGCUCACUGGAAAUCAGAGUGCGAGCGACUCAUGGUGGCCCAGCGUGCAGUUCCUGAAGCCGAUGUGCCAACUUCUGAUAACAUGGAUUCAGCAAUGAACGAUGAUUUCACAGAGACACCAACAUCAACUACAACAUCCAAGGGGUACACAUCAUUCACCAACAAACGAAGAAGA